Pisolithus orientalis is the source of this 856-nucleotide messenger RNA. RefSeq lists its product as uncharacterized. The transcript has 4 exons. The record is from RefSeq and is a predicted model, not a curated record. NCBI's taxonomy places the organism in Eukaryota, Fungi, Basidiomycota, Agaricomycetes, Boletales, Pisolithaceae. The coding region runs from base 57 to 617 and encodes 186 amino acids.
AAGGUCCUUGGUCCCUCGAUGCUCCCAAGCGCAGCAUACGCCUACUAACCCUUACGAUGAGAGUCAUCCAGUUCCUCAACUUUCUUCUGUGGGUGGCCUGGGCAAGCGCACAGACUCAGACGGUUCCAGACGCUGCAGGUGCUACAGUUGUGGAAGUCCUGACGACGGAUGCACGUGGUGCAGCGGCGACAUCGAUUCUAUCCACCCUCUCGCCGUCGACGACGACGAACUCGCUACUAAAUCAACUGACACAAACAACGGCGACAGCAACAACAUCCACGCCAGCCGGAGGAGGAGGGGUAGUGGAGCAACCAGCUUCGGAGGCACUUACACCAGGCGGUCCUACACCUUACACAUAUACCACCACCAAUGCUCUUGGUGAGACCGUAACCAUGGAGGGGAUUUUCACGCCUACGGGGCCUGCGACUGUACUGCCUACUCCGACGACAACGGGAACGAUUCUCAACUAUUCGUCAUGGCUGGCGAUGGUGGGCACCAAUACGGUAGCAGCAAAUGCAGCUGGCCGUAUAUCCUUGUCGAUAGCCACUGGCUGGUAUUGCCUCGUGGUGAUGGUCAUGACCGGGCUGGCGAGUGGUACAUGGAUUGUCAUAUCGUGAUACUGUCGUUGAACAUAGACAUUUUUGGACAGCUGGUCCAUCCCACCUACGUACCCACCUGGGGAUUCAUAAGGACACUUUCCGCAACCCUCAACCAAGCAUGGCAACCUUGGUUGUCCGGGCUAUGUUUAUAUACCUAGUAGGAUACUUUAGUACUGCCAUCAAUCGUUUUGACCGCACAUAUGAACACCAAGCUGUCCAGGAGAACAAGCAAGUUACCAAGCAUUCCAGAAAUGUAU